ACUAUUGAUUUUCGUGUAAAUGUAUCCUUUUUCUCCAUCUUUGUUCCUUCACGUUUUCAUGCUUCUUUUACUCCUUUUAAUGUUUACAAGAAACAUUUGUAAAGUAUGAUGGUUCACCUAAGAAGACUCUUAUUGUUGAGUGCAACUGUAACAGUAUUUAUAAUAGGUGGAAUAUACUUGAUUAAUAUACAGUCAAUCCCUGGAGGAUACUCUAGUUGGUCUGGAUGGAGUGUAUGCUCAAAAACUUGUGGAGAAGGAUUACAAGGUAAAAUACGAAAGUGCAAUAAUCCUACUCCUGGCCCGCUAGGCAAGCUGUGCUCUGGACCAAAUGUUAUAACAAGAAGGUGUAAAGACGCACCAUGCCCCGUAGAUGGAGGCCCAUCUGACUGGAGUGACUUUGGAAAUUGCAAUAAACCUUGUGGAGGUGGGAUGAGGAAAAGAGUAAGAACUUGUACAAAUCCUAGCCCACUUUUUGGAGGAAAGAAAUGUGAAGGAGCAAUGGAACAAACACAAUCUUGUAAUAUCCACAAGUGCCCAAUACACGGCCGCUUUUCAAAAUGGUCGGAAUUUUCAAAGUGCCAACCAGAUAAUACAAAUUCUGCCAAAAAUUCAAGCGCAUUUUGUGGGCCAGGCGUUAAGAUACGGAGAAGAAUAUGUAAUAGCCCCUCUCCAGCCUUUGGUGGUAAACAAUGUGAGGGAGCUAUGUCAGAAACACACAGUUGCAUUAUUCCAUGUCCAACUACAUUACCACCAGCUACUGAAAAAACUUUUACCAAUGCAAAUAAUACCAAUAAUUCUAAUAUUACGACUGGUUCCACAUGAAAAUCAUGGAGUGUCUUACUACAGCAUACUAGCAUCAUUGCAUUUCUCUUUGAAGAAACCUUGGUAGCAUUUUCAAGUUGUUCAUGUUUUAUAAUUCCUGAUAUGAAUUGCCCUCCGACAUGGAAACUAUCAUUAUGCACAACCAAGAAAUUUGAGAUAACCCACGAAAAAACCAGUUUAUUUGCAUAAGGAGAUUUGGAGUCAAGCACAAACAAUGAGCACAAACAAUGAGCACAGAACAGUUAGAUCAAACAUCUUGAAUCCCAAUUACUGGCAAUCCACACUUUAAAAAGAUGCCUAAGAUUUUGAAGCUAUCUUAUAAAAGUAACUUGUGAACCAUGUUAUAACACAGUUUCACUUUUAAGACUGAAGUGUUGUGUACAAGAGAAGGGAGAAAGAUACUGCCUUCUGUUAUAUGGGAUAACCACAUAUGCAAAAGCAAAUCCUCCCUACCCUCUCCUCCCCUCUCCUCCCUUCCCCUUUCCUCCCCUCUCCUCCCUUCCCCUUUCCUCCCCUCUCCCCCCUCUUCUCUCCUUUCCUUCCCUUCCCUUCCCUUCCCUUCUCUAAAACACAGGUGCCCCAGGAUCCCUCCAACAGGUAUUGCUAUCUACGUAAAAUCAGAAGUUUGGUAAGUGUUUUUAGGAUACUCCCUUAGCUGGAUGCCUGAGCUCACAUAGCAUAGCAUGUAAUUUCCAACGUCCCGUACAUAUUUGUGAUGUGAGUUAAUCAUUCAGUGGGACAAGUUUAAUCUUAUCUUUGGGCUUUGAUCUUUGCUUUAUAUCCUCAGAAAGGAAAUAUAAGAAAUGCUGUGAAAGAGCAAUGUUUAAUCAA
This is a messenger RNA of Actinia tenebrosa (Australian red waratah sea anemone), 1653 nucleotides long. RefSeq names its product mucin-like protein. NCBI's taxonomy places the organism in Eukaryota, Metazoa, Cnidaria, Anthozoa, Actiniaria, Actiniidae. The record is from RefSeq and is a predicted model, not a curated record.